CAAUGGAAGAGUUAAUAGUUGAACUUCGUCUCUUCCUCGAGCUCCUGGACCAUGAAUACCUGACUUCAACUGUGAGAGAGAAGAAGGCCGUGCUUACCAACAUCCUGCUGAGGAUACAGUCAUCCAAGGGCUUUGAAGUAAAGGAUCAUGCUCAGAAGUCAGAGACCAACAGCCUGCCGGCACCUCCUCAGAUGCCUCUGCCGGAGAUCCCUCAACCCUGGCUGCCUCCUGACAGUGGGCCUCCGCCCUUACCAACGUCCUCUCUCCCAGAGGGAUACUACGAGGAAGCUGUGCCCCUGAGUCCUGGAAAAGCUCCGGAGUACAUCACCUCAAAUUAUGACUCCGACGCCAUGAGCAGCUCCUACGAGUCUUACGAUGAAGAGGAAGAAGACGGAAAAGGGAAGAAGACUCGGCACCAGUGGCCCUCGGAGGAGGCUUCUAUGGACCUGGUCAAAGAUGCCAAGAUCUGCGCCUUCCUGCUGCGUAAGAAACGCUUCGGCCAGUGGACCAAGCUGCUGUGUGUCAUCAAGGACACCAAGCUACUGUGCUAUAAAAGUUCCAAGGACCAGCAGCCUCAGAUGGAACUGCCCCUGCAAGGGUGCAGCAUCACGUACAUCCCGAAAGACAGCAAAAAGAAGAAACACGAGCUGAAAAUCACCCAGCAAGGCACAGACCCACUCGUUCUCGCUGUCCAGAGCAAGGAGCAGGCUGAGCAGUGGCUGAAGGUGAUCAAGGAGGCCUACAGUGGCUGCAGUGGCCCUGCGGAUCCUGAGUGUGUUCCCCUGUGCAGUGCUCCUGUGAACAAGGCAGAGCUGGAGAAGAAACUGUCUUCAGAGAGGCCCAGCUCAGAUGGGGAGGGCACUGUGGAAAAUGGAGUCACCACGUGUAAUGGAAAAGAGCAAGUGAAGAGGAAGAAAAGUUCCAAAUCAGAGACCAAGGGAACUGUGUCUAAGGUCACUGGGAAAAAAAUCACCAAGAUCAUCGGCUUGGGAAAGAAGAAGCCUUCUACAGAUGAGCAGACUUCAUCCGCCGAGGAGGACGUACCCACCUGUGGCUACCUGAACGUGCUCUCCAACAGCCGCUGGCGGGAACGCUGGUGCAGAGUGAAGGACAGCAAGCUUAUCCUCCACAAGGACAGGGCUGACCUGAAGACCCACAUCGUCUCCAUCCCUCUCCGUGGCUGCGAGGUGAUUCCAGGAUUGGAUUCUAAGCACCCAUUGACUUUCCGGCUGCUUCGCAAUGGACAGGAAGUGGCUGUGCUAGAGGCGGCAUCUUCUGAAGACAUGGGCAGGUGGAUUGGCAUCUUACUGGCUGAGACGGGGUCAUCGACAGACCCAGGAGCCUUGCACUAUGACUACAUAGAUGUGGAAAUGUCAGCAAAUGUCAUCCAGACGGCCAAGCAGACCUUCUGCUUCAUGAACAGGCGUGCAGUGUCCACCAGCCCAUACCUGGGGAGCACUUCCAAUGGCUAUGCCCACCCCAGCGGGACUGCACUACAUUACGAUGAUGUCCCCUGCAUCAACGGCUCGUGGGAUGUGGACGACGGCUUUCCUGGCUGCGGGAGCAGAGGCCUGGCAGACGAGGUGCUUUAUGAUAACGCGGGCCUCUACGAUAACUUGCCGUCUCCGACAAUCUUUGCUCGUUCCUCUCCUGCUGACCGGAGGGCUUCUCGGCCGCCCGCCGACAGGCUGUCCUCUAACCACUACAAAUCCCCGGCCUCCUGUGGCCCACCCUGCUCCCUGUCUGUCACUAACACCUCUUCUGUUGGGAGGGCGUGUCUCGGGCUGCACUCCCAGUUCAAGGGCAAAAAGCCCCCAGUAGCAUCAAAUGGGGUUCCUGGAAAGGGGAAGAGUCCAGGCAAUCAGCAAAAGAGGGUGGAACCUGCAGGCGGCAUGAACCGGACAGCACCGAGUGCCGAUCAGUACAAGUACGGUAAGAACCGGGUGGAAGCGGAUGCCAAGCGGUUACAGUCAAAGGAGGAAGAGCUGCUGAAGAGGAAGGAGGCCCUUCGGAAUCGGCUGGCCCAGCUCCGGAAGGAGAGGAAGGACCUGAGGGCCGCCAUCGAAGUGAAUGCAGGCAGGAAGACCCAGGUGGCCCUGGAGGACAAGCUGAAGCGGCUGGAAGAGGAAUGCAAGCAGAGGGAGGCGGAGCGGGUGAGCCUGGAGCUGGAGCUGACCGAGGUCAAGGAGAGCCUGAAGAAGGCACUGGCUGGUGGCGUCACCCUGGGGCUGGCCAUCGAGCCCAAGUCGGGGACGUCAAGUCCACAGUCUCCUGUGUUCCGGCAUCGGACUCUGGAGAACUCGCCCAUCUCCAGCUGUGACACUAGUGAUGCUGAGGGGCCCCUCCCUGUGAACAGUGCAGCUGUCCUAAAGAAGAGCCAGCCAGCCUCAGGCAGCUCCCCCUGCCGCGGGCAUGUGCUGCGGAAGGCCAAGGAGUGGGAGCUGAAGAAUGGGACCUAGAGGAAGGCCAGCGCCCAGACAGACCGCACACCACCACCAGCCUCACGUGCGACACGCAUACCUUCCAAAGUGACCCAAGCAUGACUUCAGAGGUUCGGACUGAGUCUGAUACUGACCCCUUGCUGGCUCGAGUGCUCUUUCUACUGUAUGAUGGUGCCCUUUAGAAAAGUUUACUUUAAGACUUAAGUUCUAAAUUUACUUCUUGAAAAGCAGAAACAAAAAGGGGUAACAAGUUGUUGUGAAGUCCCCACUGGCCAAUGGGGCAAUCACAUCUCUGACUGCCUCAGCUCAAUACCAGCCUACAGGCAACAGACUGUGAGCCCCUGGAAGCCUGGAGACAGGGCAGCUUGCGCCUCACUGCCUCGCCCUCCCCACGUGCAACCAGCACCCCAUGUCGGCAUCGAGCAUUGCCCUGUCAGAGGGUUUUGCCUUCGGCGGUGGUGUGCACAGCAUGAACUCCCCCAACCCCUGUCCCCUUGUCAUCAGAGGUGAAGCCACCCCUGUCCCCUUGUCAUCGGAGGUGAAGCCACCCCUGUCCCCUUGUCAUCGGAGGUGAAGCCGUGUGGAAACCAUGCUGUGAAGCAGUUUUUAAGGUUUUCUUUGGUUUGUGUUUUGGGCAGAUGCUUUUGUCACCAGGACGUGAAACGCUGCCUUUCUUUUUAACCAUUUUUGUUUCCAUUUUUUUUUUUAAUGUCCCUUUCAUCAUGUGUCACGCUUAGAUCUAGGGACUUCUUAACGGCCCUGAGUCCCAUUUUAUGACUUAUUUGUCUUGCUUUUGAGAGGCAGCUUUCAGUCCCUGGCUAGCAUGCACCCCUUUCUGUCUUGGCCAAAAAUCCCAAUGUUCCCCCUACUUGCAGGGCAGAAGCUCUUUAGCCCAGGCAAUGCACAGGAUGACACUUGGGUCAUCAUCUGCCUGUGGAUACUCUCUAACAAGUAGGAUCAGAAAUUCCUUUGGAAACAAGCAGGUUUUUAAAUCUACAGUAAGGCCUGGGGCAUCUUGGAUGGAGACGGCCUUCCAGAGCAUCUCUUACCUCCCUCCCUGUAUAGACGAAGCCAUGGGUCCUGUCCUGCGUGCGGGCUUCCUUCCAUCUCUCCCACUUGCCCCAGCAGUGCUUCUUGGGUAGUUCAGAGGCUUAGGAUAUGAAGAAACAGCCCCAGCUCGGGAUAACCUCUGCCCUGGGGAUCUGUCAGACAGACUGGCUUCCUGCUCUCGGAUGCUAUGCAGACCUCUCCACUUUGGGGAGCUGCAGGCAGUGAGGGGGAAUUAGCCAUCUCUGAAGACAGGCACUGGGCUCCAUCCUCAAACAUAGAAGCUGGUGAUGCUGUGUUUGGAGCAAGCCUUUCCACGACAGCCAGAAACUCAGCACACAUAGGAAGAGAGGGCAGGAAAGUCUCCCCAUGCAGCCCUCACGGCUGGAGUCGGUGCUCUGUGUUCUAGCCCUGCAGUGGCUGCUUGGGUUUACCAGCAAGGUCAUCACCAGUGUACAGGGACGUCACACCAGUAGUCAGAAGCUGCUCAACUGGAGCCCCCCCCCCCCCCGAAACUGGACCAGUGCAGAACACCUGUGGGAGACUGGCUUACCAGUUGUCAGAUGACACUUCACCCUGCAGCGUCUUCCUCCAGGGGGCAGUAACGGACAGCUGCAGACCAGCAUCUGUGUUCUACCUUUCCACUAAGAAACCAUGUGCAGAGGCCCCAGAGGAGGGAGGCAGCCUCCCCACACAGCAGCCUGUUUGUGUAGCAGCAGGAGCCCCUUGCAUCAUCAUGGGAGCUGUGACCACAUCAUAUCACGUGACAUUAAUGUUCUGAAAAGGGAGGAGAGUUUGACCUGCUGUAGUUUCUGUUGCCUUCAGGUUAGAUAGGGUCUCUCAGAGCAGGGCUCCUGGCUCUUCUGAUCACAGAACCAAGCCAGGCUUUCCUCCCAAAAGGAGGACAUGCCCAACCUGAGGUCCAGUCCCAGCCAGCGUAGAGGGAUGUCUGUAAUGAGCAGGGAGUGUGUUAGCAGAGUGCCAUGCUCAUCAGAGGGGGUGUCAUUGUGGAAUAAGCUGCAUUUGGCACACGAUGACUCCAAAGUUUGGGGAGCUUGUCCCACCAGGACACAGGCUUCUGGCAUUCAUAUUUGUGUUAAGAAUCCACUCAUGUUAAGUCUCUAAGGAGGCGCAUCUGCUCUGGAGCCUGUAAGUCCUGCCAAGCCGUUUAAAGUGUGUCCCGGGGAAGGCAAGCUCCUGACGCAGGGCUCCGCUGUCCUGUUCCCCUUGGUGUUUUUAGAUUUGAUCAGAAAGCCAGUUUAAAGCAUUUACUUCAAAAUAAGUUAUUUAUUUGUAUAUGUUCAAUAAAUAUGGUUUUAAUUUAUAUCUGUACAUAUCGGACACCCAUAAGACGUCCUGUCGGAAUUCUGACCUUCUCAUUCCAUGACCCUCUCGGAAUCACAGGUGUGACCCCAGCCGCCAGCACCACAGUCUCGCUUUGUAUGGCACCCAGUGGGUAAAGAGCUGGGCCAGCCCCCUUGCAAGCUUGCAGGUUGGGUACACCAGUCCCUUGCCCUGACUGUGGUCCAGUACCAGCAGAGCACUGCUUCCUUUUGAAGUGCUGCCCUUCACUGUAACAGUGGCUGCUGGCCACAUGGAGAUGAGGCCCCAGGGAGAGGGUGACUUUGCUUGUGUCCGGUGAGGUAGCCUGCCUUUUUGGGUCUAUGUAUCUCUGAGGCCACAGUGUUCUACAGGGUUCACUUUUGUCCAUAAUUUGGUGAGAUGUCAUCAAUUUUCACAAUUCCUUCUAUUUUUGUUAGUUCACUAACCAAUCCUUUGCAUAGAAAUUGUUGUGCUGGUCAGGAGGCUGCUACCAUGGUCCCCAGCUUGGGCACGGGUGUGACUAUCACACAGCCUCAUGUACCAGUGUCCUUGCAAGGUGACCAGCAUAGUUGGCCCAGGUCAUCCCAGACGUCAGAAUGGCCUGUCAGCUGGACGUGGGUUCACCAUACACAGAAUCUUCCAGAAUCCUUUCUUUAGACUCACAGGUGACUGCUCCCUGGCCUCGUGUGUCAGGCUCUCACCCCCUGUGUGUACUUUGGUGCUGGCCUUUCAUCUGUCCCACUGGCCCCGAGUUGCUUUUCGGUGUCUGUGUCACCAAACCCAUGCUGACAGCUGAAGAGCUGUCACUUUUACAACCUCUGCUUCAAAAAGCAACGUCCCUGCCUGGCCUGGAGGCCACUGGAGGAGAAACUUCCCUAUGUGGGGACUCCACUAGGCCCCCUUUGGCGUUCACAUGCAGGUUCCCACGGGUUGGAGGCCAGGGCUGGGUUUGGGACUGAGGGCAGAGCACCCAUGUCCACAGCAUUACCCAGAAGCACAGCUUUGGAGCCCUCAGCAAAUGGGAGAUAGGAAUUUGUCCUCUGUCCCUGCAGGCUCUCAGGGCAGCGCCCCAGGGCAGGCAGCAGCAGGGGGGUUCCCAGCCCCUCCUCCCACAGACAAGGGAUAGGCCUCCCCUGCAGCAGACACUGCAUCUAUACUCUGCACACACCCAGCCAGGUGAGCCCUCCACCCACCCCCACCAGCAGACCGAACUCCCCCAGGGUCCAUUAACUGUUAAAUUUCUUGUUUUGUUUUGUUUCUUCUAAAAUAAUUAAGCCAGUUUCAAAUUCAUGACAUAGUUUUAAAGCGGUAAUUAAAUGUUUGGGUCCUUUUCCAACUGUUUUAUUUCUGACCUCAUAGAGGACUGGGUUCAUACUGUGAAAUAAACUGAAAAUGAAAAUAAAACUCUGCUGCCAUGUGCACACAGCUCGGCCGAGGAAGCGGCCCAGAGCAGCUGUGUGUGGCUGGCAAAGAGAAGCCUGCGCCUCAGCCCUGAGGGCCUCACUGGCUGGUGCUCCGUCUGUGAGGAGGGAAGGAACACCAUUUCAGUCUGGAGACCAGCUUCCCUGCACAUCAGAUUGUGCUUUCAAAGUGGGAUCUUCAGCUCAUAAUUCUUAGGGACCAAAGGUAUUUUCAAUAAGAUCAUCUUUUUAAUUGAUUUUCUAACAAAAAGGGUUCACUUUACAUUUUAACACCAAUUUUCAUAUCCUAGAUUUUCAGAAUUAAUCGACUGUGGCUCUAAGUUGUAAGAUGUUUUCAUGUUAUGAAUGUAAUUAUUUCCUUAUUAUAUUUUUUAAAAACUAAAGUCCUAUUUAAAUUCUCUUUGAAAGAAGCAGGCAAAGAAAAGACAAUUUUUUUAAUUAAUUAUGUUGGUAGUGGCCAUUGAAAAUGACUGUAAAUAUAUUUUGACUGUGUUGCUUAAUGUAUUUAAUUCAUAAAGUAAAAAUUUUUAUGCAAAGAGACUUGCAAUGAAAAAAGUCCUAGUUUCAGCCCAUUUACCCCAUUUUGUAGUAGCUUCACCCGACUUCUGCUUUACAAACUGAUUUUUCUACUGUUGUAACUGUGUAGUCCAUCGACUGGCGCCGUUUGGCGUGACUCAUUCGUGUAUUAAUAAAACUGUCCGGUGCAGCCUGGCCUCAAA
Messenger RNA from Nannospalax galili (Upper Galilee mountains blind mole rat), 6951 nucleotides. RefSeq names its product actin filament associated protein 1 (gene Afap1). Gene Ontology annotation, cellular component: cytosol. The transcript has 17 exons. NCBI's taxonomy places the organism in Eukaryota, Metazoa, Chordata, Mammalia, Rodentia, Spalacidae. Gene Ontology annotation, molecular function: SH3 domain binding; SH2 domain binding. The coding region runs from base 3 to 2459 and encodes 818 amino acids. The record is from RefSeq and is a predicted model, not a curated record.